This is a messenger RNA of Heterobilharzia americana, 1349 nucleotides long. The record is from the annotation of a GenBank genome assembly. Lineage: Eukaryota; Metazoa; Platyhelminthes; Trematoda; Strigeidida; Schistosomatidae.
GGCACUUCGAAGUGUAAUUUAGACAACUCAAUUUUCUUUCUAUUUUAUCUUGAAUGAAUCAAGUAUUAUCUGGGAUACUAAAAUUUACACAAAUUGGCAAAGAGACAUUUUUGAAUCAACUUAAACUAUUGAAUGAAAAUUCGAAUGCAAUAGCAGCUGUUAUUACAUGUGUUGAUUCACGUGUUGCACCAUCAAAAUUUUUAUGCUCAAAUGUUGGUGAAUUGUUUAUUGAAAGAAAUCCUGGAAAUUUUGUUUGUUGUGAAAAUUACACAUCAAGUCAUUUCAAUAAAAUCUCUGUUACACCAGGAUUUUUAGAGAUGACUCUGAUUCGAUGUAAAAUCAACGAUUUAAUUAUAUGUGGCCAUUCAGACUGUCGGGCAAUGGGUGUAUUGAAUAGCUUUAGAAACUAUAUGGAUGGCCAUGUACAACAUAACAAUAGCAAUGGAGCUGAUGUAAUAGAACCUAGCCCCUUAGAAAACUGGAUAUGGGAGAAUGGAAAGAAAACUUUACAAAGCUUCAAUCUGAAGUCAGAUAUAAUCAGCUUUUCGUCCACAAUUCAUCCAAAAUGUCCAACACUUGAACUUGAUAUUAGAAAAAUCAAAAGUUUACCAGAAAUUGACAAGUUAUCUCAGGUGAAUGUAUUACAACAAAUGAUAAAUGUCUAUUCUUACCAGACAUUAAUAAGUCAAAUUACUCAGAGGUCAUUACGUGUACAUGGUCUAUGGUUUGCAUUACAUUCAGGUGAUGUACAUCUAUACAGUCGAUUGAACAAAGAAUUUAUACCUAUCAGUCAAGAGACAAUACCUUCACUUCUUGAUGAGAUGAAAUAAAUUAUUUUACUUUUAUCAUGAUUUAUCGGAUGCUGUUGAUUUAUCUUAUCUAAUUUAAAAAGUAUUUUUCUGGCUUCUUAAAAUUUUUUUCAUUGUUUCACAAUUUGGCAGCUAUUAGUUUUAUUGUAUUGUCCAAGUUUAUAUUUUCUUAGUUCCUCGUGUCAAACUAGACAGUACGGUCAGUACUAUUAUCUACUCAAAUUGACUGUGAUAUAGAUAUAGUUCUUUCUUAUUGAUUAACUCAGGGUAUAUAAAUAAUUGUACCAUGUUUUACGUACGAUUCAUUAGAUUUUUUAGUAAGACAAAUUAUUCUGAAAGCCUUUCUAUUCCCCUCUUGGCUGACUGACUUCUGGUUGUAUAUCUCUGACUUAACACAUUUUGAUAUUUCCCACUUAUUUUAUUUUGUGAUUAUUGUUUCUUAUACAAUCUAGUCAUCAGUGAAGGUUAUAUUAUUUUGACGAUUCUACUAUAUUGUACUUAUCUGUAAAUUACCAAUAAAUUCUCUAUACAGUAUUGAUA